Messenger RNA from Equus quagga, 1657 nucleotides. RefSeq names its product centriolar satellite-associated tubulin polyglutamylase complex regulator 1 (gene CSTPP1). The record is from RefSeq and is a predicted model, not a curated record. The transcript has 9 exons. Lineage: Eukaryota; Metazoa; Chordata; Mammalia; Perissodactyla; Equidae. The coding region runs from base 69 to 1064 and encodes 331 amino acids.
CGGAGAGAGCCGGGACCUGGCUUCCGGAAGCUGGGAAGCUGGAGCUUGGAAGCUGCUGCGGUCCAAGGAUGCUGAGUCCGGAGCGCCUAGCCCUAACGGACUACGAGUAUCUGGCCCAGCGACAUGUCCUCACGUACAUGGAGGACGCAGUGUGCCAGCUGCUAGAGAACAAGGAAGAUAUUAGCCAAUACGGCAUUGCCAGGUUCUUCACUGAAUAUUUUAACAGUGUAUGUCAGGGAACUCACGUUCUCUUUCGGGAAUUCAGCUUCAUCCAAGCCACCCCUCACAAUAGGGCAUCCUUCUUACGGGCCUUCUGGAGAUGCUUCCGAACUGUGGGCAAAAAUGGCGAUUUGCUGACCAUGAAGGAAUAUCACUGUUUGCUGCAAUUACUGUGCCCGGAUUUCCCGCUGGAGCUCACACAGAAAGCAGCCAGGAUUGUGCUCAUGGACGAUGCCAUGGACUGCCUGAUGUCUUUUUCAGAUUUCCUUUUCGCCUUCCAGAUCCAGUUUUACUACUCAGAGUUCCUGGAGAGCGUGGCUGCCAUCUAUCAGGACCUGCUGUCAGGCAAGAACCCCAAUACAGUGAUUGUGCCCACGUCAUCCAGCGGGCAGCACCGCCAGCGGCCGGCCUUGGGCGAGGCCAGCAUGCUGGAGGGAGUGGAGGCGUCGCUCUUCUACCAGUGCCUGGAGAACCUGUGUGACCGACACAAGUACAGCUGCCCACCCCCAGCACUGGUAAAAGAGGUCCUUAGCAACGUUCAGAGACUGACCUUCUAUGGAUUCCUUGUGGCUCUCUCCAAGCAUCAUGGCAUCAACCAAGCCCUAGGAGCUUUGCCUGACAAAGGGGACCUGAUGCACGAUCCGGCCAUGGAUGAGGAGUUGGAACGGCUGCUGGCCCAAGUCCCAGGCCUGGUCAACUCGGUCACUGCCAGUUCAGAGGCCAGCUGCCUGCCUUCCCGGACCCCUCCCCGGGUUGGCUCCCCGUGGAGACCUCUCCAUCACGCCCGCAAAGUGGAUGCAGAGAGUGAUGGCUCCACUGAAGAGACAGACGAGUCCGAGACUUGAGGAGUCUGAUGGGUGCUGUCUGCAACGCCCUGUACCCUCCUCCCGCCCAGCCCUUGGGACUCCCACCCCGCCUCCUCUCCCACGCCUGUGCCAUGCUGCCCUCUGCUGGUGGAAAGGCCAAAUAACGGCCCCAGCCCACAGACCUGCCAGAGGGGUUCUGACGAUCAACCAAACCAAGCAGUGAACCUAGAAAGUUCACAGCCCUCUCUCCCUGGCUCUGUCGCCUUUGCGCUUUACUCAGGCCCCAAGCUCACAGCAGACUGAGCUGAGGCCACCGGGAAGGUGACUUGGCCUUUGCCUUUUGCUGACAGUCCCCGCAUAAGGGUCAUGUCCCCACAGCAACUCCAGGAAGGGGGAGACCAUGAAUAAGCAUGCAGGGCCUUGCAUGAUCAAAGGUGCUGCCAGUGAUGCAGGUACUGGGAGGGGAUAACCACGGUGGCCUUCUGCUGGAGGAAAAGCCACUAGCCAUGAUAGGAUGAAGGGUGGGCACGAAGACAAUUUCACUUUCAAAAUCUGCUUCAAGUCUCCUCUGUGUCUAACAGUUAAACACAUGAAAUGAAUAAAGUCCCUUGUGUCUGGGAAGCGGUGAGUCU